Messenger RNA from Podarcis muralis (Common wall lizard), 603 nucleotides. The record is from RefSeq and is a predicted model, not a curated record. NCBI's taxonomy places the organism in Eukaryota, Metazoa, Chordata, Lepidosauria, Squamata, Lacertidae.
CCCCGUGAACUUUCAUUUUCAGCUCUGAGCGAACGUUCGUCUCACAAGCUGAACGAUUUCAGGGAGAGCGGAGGAAGAAGCAGCAUACAGAGCAGAGCAGAAAUAGGAAAAAUCCACUGAUGAAGAGAGAAUUAUUGUGAUCUCCAAAAAGGGAGAAGAGACCGGGGCGGGUGAGCCAGCGGCAGCGAGAUAUGGCAAAGCAGUCAGGAUCCCCCAAGGGGCAGAAGUGGUGGCUCAGAUCCCGUCGGAAAGAUUCUGAGGACAAGGAAGAAUCAGAACCGUGUAUCGUCCUUCUUGGCAAGGCCGGUGUGGGGAAAAGUGCCACAGGGAACACUCUCCUCGGACGGGAGAAAUUUCACUCGGCUUUUUCAGCUAAGCCGACAACUCAGAACGUCGAGAAGGCGAGUGGGGAAUUUAAGGGCCAGAAGUUUUCUGUGAUUGACACACCCGCUGUCUCUAGUUCAGAAUCUCUCAAACAGCACAAGCGAGAGAUCAAAAAACUCCGCAAGUCCAGUCCUUACGUUCUGGUCUUGGUGACAACAGUGGGGCCGUUUCACUCCAGAAGACAAGAAAACUGCUAAAAAGGUCAAGAAGGUGUUCAGG